Molecule: messenger RNA, 3948 nt
Organism: Penicillium antarcticum
Lineage: Eukaryota; Fungi; Ascomycota; Eurotiomycetes; Eurotiales; Aspergillaceae
Product: M protein repeat protein
Exons: 3
Coding region: 1-3948 (1315 amino acids)
Biological process (GO): Golgi vesicle transport
Cellular component (GO): Golgi apparatus
Molecular function (GO): small GTPase binding
Source: RefSeq, a predicted model, not a curated record
AUGUCAUCGGAUGCCGAGCCCAUCGUGGCUUCUGCUCCUGCAGAGGUCGACGAGAAUGCGCCCCCGGCCACUCCGGUAGAGUCUACUGUGUCCGGAGGUGAAGAGAUGGUCAAAUCCAGCCCUGAGGCUACCAAGGAAAAUCCCAAGGCUUCUCCAACCAAGGCCAGCCCGGAAAAGCCUGGAGCUGUGAAGCGCCCUAUUUCGUCGGGAACAGCCACCAAGCGGCCUACGUCGUCAUCCGCAACAAAGCCCACGACCACUGCUACCCGCGGCACCACCAGCGGCACUUUGAACAAGCCCCCCACACGUCCCACAACGACUACGGCUACGCGUAAGCCCUUGGGUGCUUCGACGACCUCGACCUCGUCUCACCGGUCUCGCAUGUCUGUCAGCAGCUCUGCGGACGAAAAGCCUCGCUCUGUGGCCAGCUCUGGAGACGAGAAGAGAGCAAUCUCUGGUACGGCUAAGCGUAUGUCCAUGGCUGGCACUACGUCUACUCGCGCACCUUUGAGACCCACCUCCUCUUCGGUUGAUCGUCGAUCCAGCGUUGCUGGUCCUACUCCGGAGAGGAAGCCUGCCACCACCACUACCGCACGCACCGCCGCUAGCUCUACGAGCAAGCCAAUGGGUCGUUUGACCUCUGCUGCCACCCCUGCAAGCCGAACUCCCACGUCGGCUUCCACUACUCGUCCCACAAGUACCGUGAGAUCAACCGCAACCGCUGAUCCCAAGAAGCGAUUGAGCACUAUUGGCGGCGCCUCUGCUACGCGCAGUGCAGGUGAUUCCGAAAAGUUGCAGGCUCUUCAGACAAAGCUUACGGAAAGCGAAGAGACUGUUGCCAACUUGAAGACAGAGCUUGAGACCGUCAACGAGAAGCUGAGCCAGCUCUCCGUGUCUGCCGAGCAGCCCUCCACCGAUGAAAGCGCCACCGAUGCACUUCGCGCUGAACACACCGCCGAACUCGAAAAGUUGACCUCGUCUCAUGGCGAGCAACUACAGGCGUUGCAGGCUCAACUCGAAGAGGCCGAAACCCAGCGCAAAGAGCUGGAAGAAAGCUCUCGAAGAGAACUCGAGGAGGCCAAACAAUCCGCUUCCGCACAAGGCGACGACAAGACAACUGCAUUACUCGAGGAUCUCAAGGCUGCGCACCAGGCUCAAUUGGAGAGCAUUGGAAAGGAGCUGACUGAGCACAAGGCCGCCGCUGCCAACUUUGAGGACCAGAUUGAGGCUCUCAACAAGGAGCUUCAGUCGCUCAAGACCUUGGAGGAGCAGAAUGCCCAGAUUACUCGAGAGCUCAAGGGCCGUGACCAGGUGUUCGAGAACUUGAACACCGAAAUUAGUAGGCUGAAUACCCAGAAGGAGCAAGAAGUUCGCGCUGCGGAGGAAUCUGCCCAGCAGAGUGUGCUCAGCCUGAAGGAGCAAGUGACUUCCCUUGAGGCCAAGCUUGCCGAGGCCGAGUCAGCCACCCAGCAGAGCUCUGAGACCACCGGCUCAAUUGCCGAGAAAGAUCAGGAAAUCACCGAUCUCAAGCGGGCCCUUGAGAAGGUGCAAAGCGAGCUCCACGAGGCCCGCGAUGCCGCUGCCGAACAGUUGGAAUCCAAGGUCAAGGAGCUGGAAGCCGCCCAUGAAGUCGCCAUCUCUUCUCUUUCCGAUUCCCAUGCGAAGGAGCUCACCGUAGUCACCGCUGCAGUGGAGUCUAACGGCUCAGAGCACACCAAGGAAAUUCAGGAGCUCCGGAGUGCUCUUGAGUCCUCCAAGGCUGCUGCCCAGCAGAGCCGAGAGGACGCCGUUGCUGAGCUGAAGACUGCUCACAAGGCCGAAUUAGAUUCUCUUCAAGAGAAGCUUCAGGCAUCCGAGGCUGCUGCUCAAAAGGGACAGGAAGAUGCUAUCGCCGAGUUGAAGGCUACUCACGAAGCCGAGCUGAAGUCCCUGCAAGAACAACUUCAGGCUUCUGAGGCUUCUGCCCAACAAGGACAGGAAGGUGCAAUUGCUGUGCUGAAGACGGCCCACGAGGAAGAACUCAAGUCCCUGCAAGAAAAGCUCGAGGCGUCCGAGAAUGCUCUCGCAGAAUCUCGUCGCGCUCUCGAUGAGGGCCAGGCCUCCGCCCAAGACGUCGCUGUUCAGGAGAUUGAGGCUCUUCGCCAGAAGUGUGAGUCCUUGGAGUCAGAACUCUCUACCGGCACUGGAAAGAUCAACGCACUCCAGGAGGAAGUGCAGAGCAAGCAGGCCGAAGCCGAGGCACUUCACCACAGCCUUCGUGAUGUUGAAGAUUACUACAAGCAGGAGGCUGUCCAAAAGGACAACAAGCUCAAGGCUCUGGAGCAGAAGGCCGCCGAGGCCACCCGUGUUCUUGAGGAACACACUUCGCAGGCCGCUGGUGUGUCUGAUGAACACUCCAAGGCUUUGGAGGACUUGAAGACCCAGCAUGCUACCCAGCACGCCCAGGCCAUCGAAGAAUUGAAGGCUCAACAUGCAGCCCAGCUCGCAUCGGAGCUGGCUCAGGCGAAGGAGUCAUCCGGCUCCCACGAGACUGCCCUUGGCAAUCUUCAGUCGCAGCACGAUGAGCUCCUUGCCAAGAGUAAGGAAUUGGGGUCUACUCAUUCUACCAAGGUCCAGUCUCUUGAGGCCGAGCUGAAGUCUGCGCUGGAAGGCCACGCAGGUGAAAUUGCAGCUCACACCGAACAGCGCGAGAAGGCAACUGCUGAACUUCAGAGGCAGUUCGAAGAAACCCAGACUAAGCUGCAGGCUGAAAUCACUGCCUUGCAGAGCUCUAGCAAGACCGAUGCCGAGGUCCACGAGAAGCAAGUCGCUGAAUUGCAGAAGGGCUUCGAAGAGACUAAGGUUAAGUUGCAAGCUGAAAUCGAGGCAUCGAAGGCCUCCAAGUCUGCCGAUGCUGAAGCCGAACACGGCAAGGCCAUCGAGCAACUUCUCACCAUGCACGAGUCUAAGCUGUCCGGUUUGAAGGAGGAGCUUGAGGCUUCGAACAAGGCUAAGCUGGACGAACUCCAGAAGUCUCACGACGUGGCACUGGCUGAUGUUAUUGCUCAGCUGUCAGAGGCCAAGGCUGCCGUUCAGGAUACUUCUGUUUUGGAUGGCUUGAAGGCUACCAUUGCUGAUCUUGAGGGUAAACUUGCCGAUUUUGAGAAGGCUCACAUUGCAGUACAAGAGUCUGCCGCUUCUGCUUCCAGGGACGUCGAGGCUCGUUAUGCUGCUGAGAUCUCCCAGAGCAAGGCCGCCCAUACUGCACUUGAGGAGAAGCAUCAAGCUGCUGUCACCCAACUGAACAUCCUGCAGAAAUCAGCCACUGACUCGGAGAGCCAGAAGUCGCAUCUGGAGUCUCUCAUGAAGCAGCUCUCGGAAUGUCGCGAUCAGCUUCUUACCCUCAAGGCUGAUAAUGCUACUGUCUCUGACUCGUUGCUUGAUUGCAAGAACCAGAACAGGACUCUUUCCGAAAAGCUGGCCGCGGGGGAACGCGACCUGAACGAUCAGAUUGACAAGAACAUGGGUCUCCUGAACCAACUUGGCGACGUGGAUUCGGCUAUCUCUGCCAGUCGACGACGUGUGCGCGAGCUCGAAACCGAGCUACAGCUUUUGAAGGCUGAUGGAGACCGGAGCAGCACCUCAGGCUUGGGGGCCAGCCGGUGGGCAACGGCCGAUGAGGGUAGCGAAAACGCUGAAGAUGGGGGUCCAGCCGCAACGGAAGGUGAGGACCUCGGCCCAUCCAUUGAGGGAACGAUGGCCAGCAUCCAGGAACAGCUUAAGCAUAUCCGAACAGCCAAUGAGGACUGGCACGAUGAGCAUGCCAGACUCGUCGGGGAACUUGCCCAACUCUCCAGGCAUGCAACCCCUGCACCUCGCAGCCUCUCAACAACCCCUCACCCUGAAGCAUCAACAUCGGCACACAAAUCAGAAAACAGUCGCAUCCACAUCGAACAGCUUCCCCGGUAG